AUGUACACCUCAAUCAAGACUCUGGCCGCAGCCGUUGCUCUGCCUCUUGUGGCAGCCCUGCCUCUCAGCCAGCGUGCCGAGGCCGCUUUCGACAGCACCAAGCCUUUCACCCUCCACACUGAAGUCGCCAAUGGCACUUCUGCAUUGAACAACCUGUACUUGACGUCUUUCCACGUCGGUGCUGCUCAGAACACCGUUGUGGGCAGUGCCAAUAGCAGUCAGGCUAUCGGAUGGACUCUCUCAGACUCGAUCCUACAGCAGCCCAUUGCACUUCAGGGCGCCCCUGCCGGCUUCGCAUACAAUCUCAGUCUACCUUUGGCGGCUCCUUACGGAUCCGAUGCUCCUUCUGGCUACGAGAUUGUUUCCUUGGGUGUCACUGGUGUAGCUACCACCGGCUUCUACUUCAAGGACUCCGCUCUUGCCUGGUCCGGCUCGAACGCUACGACCGCGCCCAAAGCUUUCGACGGCUGCUUCGCUGUGUGCCAAGUCAACGGUACCGCUCCUUACUUCACUCUUGGACGCCAAUUCCAGCUGUUCUGGAAGGAGAACAACGCUUCGACCAGCUCUCAUUGUGCUGAUGUCAAGCUGGUCGGAGCCAACCUCGCCUAG
Molecule: messenger RNA, 609 nt
Organism: Aureobasidium namibiae CBS 147.97
Lineage: Eukaryota; Fungi; Ascomycota; Dothideomycetes; Dothideales; Saccotheciaceae
Exons: 2
Coding region: 1-609 (202 amino acids)
Source: RefSeq, a predicted model, not a curated record